Molecule: messenger RNA, 2850 nt
Organism: Ostertagia ostertagi
Lineage: Eukaryota; Metazoa; Nematoda; Chromadorea; Rhabditida; Trichostrongylidae
Source: the annotation of a GenBank genome assembly
AUGCGGACACUAGUUUUGUGCCUAUUUGUGCCGCUCAUGUCAGCAGCACCAGAAUUGGAACAGAUCAAAUCGCUGCCGAACUUGGUUGAACCAAUGCGUUCGAAGCAGUAUGCAGGAUAUGUGGAGGUUUCUCCAGUGAAGCAACUUUUCUACUGGUACAUUGAAUCAGAAAGCAAUCCUGCAAACGAUCCCUUGGUGCUGUUUUUGAAUGGAGGACCUGGAUGUUCGUCACUCCAAGGGCUAUUUCUGGAAAUGGGACCAUUCAGGGUCAACAACUACGGCGAAACUGUUACCAGAAAUCCGUGGACCUGGAAUCGUUACGCAAAUAUCAUCUACUUGGACGCCCCAGCUGGUGUUGGUUUCUCGGUUCGCUUGGAUGGCCUGUGGAAUUACACCGACACAGAAGUCGCCUCUGACAAUUACGUUGCAUUAAAGGAGUGGUUUAAGAAAUUCCCUGAACGUAGGAUGAACGACUUCUACGCAGCAGGCGAGUCAUACGCUGGCACAUACAUACCAAUGCUUUCAUCCUUUUUGAUUGAUGAUUUGGGCAUUAAUUUCAAAGGUAUGCUAAUAGGGAAUGGUUGCAUUGAUGACAUUCUAAACUUUAACUCUCUCGUGGAUUUCAACUACAAUCAUGGAUUUAUUGAUGAAAGGUAUUAUCGACAAUCAAUAGAAAAAUGUUGCAACAAUACUCCAGAUCAUUGCAAUUUCUACGGCCUAUCCAUAAACGAGACUGGAUUCUGCUACGACGAGGCAAAUUAUCUCAAUUCUGCUAACCUCUACACGGGACUUGAUCCGUACUUCAUAUACUAUUCCUGUUAUCUUGAUUCUGACGAUGCGCCUGUUUCUGCAGGAAUGGCUAGUGUGACGCUUCAUUCGCACAUUCGUAGAAAAUCAUUCCGUCCUCAAUUACAACCAGCUUGUGCUCAUCACAAUGACUCAGUUGUUUACCUUCAACGAGAGGAUGUUCGUGCAGCACUGCGAAUUCCAGACAAGGUUCCCGCCUAUGAGACAUGCAAUAUGGAUAUCUCUAACAAUUAUGACUUUGGACCUUCGCAUGUUCUCUCUCAAAGUGAAAAUGUCAAGAAAGUGAUUGAUGCUGGGAAAUCCGCUGCUCUGUUCUAUGGUGACGUGGAUACGCUUUGUAACGCUGUCCAUGGAGCUCAAUUCGCUGCCAGUUUGGGUUUGCCAGAAAUCACUCCAUUGAGACCAUACAGCGACAAUGAGCAACUGCCUCCUACGAUCGGUUUUCUCACGCAGUACAAAGGAUUGGAUUUGUUGACUGUGCGGGGAGCCGGCCAUUUUGUGGCAGCUACUAACGAGAAGCCAAAAGAGGCCCUACAAAUUUUUGUAAAUUUCAUAAACAAGACUUCCUAUGACACUCCCAUUAGCCACGACAUACCCUAUGUGGCACCAAGUACAACGAAACCUCCAAGUACCACAUCUGGAAGUAUGCCCACAAAUUGGGAUGCGGCACCAUGGCUAAUCACCAGUUUACCAAAUUUCGACGAACCACUGAGCUCUAAGCACUAUUCUGGCUAUCUGAGCAUUAGUGAAACGAGAAAGCUAUUCUAUUGGUAUAUCGAGUCAGAAAACGAUCCAACCAAAGACCCAGUUGUUUUAUGGCUCAACGGUGGUCCAGGAUGUUCAUCUCUCGAAGGACUAUUCCUCGAAAUGGGGCCAUUCAGAGCGAAAAACUAUGGUGCUAACAUACUAAGAAACAAAUGGACAUGGAACCGGGUCGCCAGCAUAAUAUAUUUGGACGCGCCGGCCGGUGUAGGCUUCUCUGUUGAUUUGAACUCAACAGCCCACGUUUUCACUGAUGACGAAGUGGCCCACGACAAUUUGUUGGCUAUUACCGAGUGGUUCAAGAAGUUUCCUGAACGCCAAAGGAAUGAUUUCUACGUAGCUGGCGAAUCAUACGGCGGAACAUUCGUACCAAUGCUCUCCGCUCUUUUGCUUAAAGACUUUCCUCAAUUCAAGGGGAUGCUGAUUGGAAACGGCUGUAUGGAUGAACGCCUGCUUUACAAUUCACUCGUUGGAUACAACUACGACCACACUUUCAUUGAUGAGAGCCAAUAUCGUUCUUCAUUGUCGCUGAAUCAAGCUAAUUUUCUCACUGGGCUCGACCCCUUCUUCCUCUAUUACACUUGCCGACUUGACGAACCUGACGCAACCUCUAACCAGCGUUCAACGGCUUUAAACACUCACCUCCGGAAAUUUGGCAACCAUGAAGUCGCAUGCGCUCAUUACAACGACUCAACGGUGUAUCUUCAAAGAGCAGAUGUGCGCCGUGCUCUCAACAUCCCUAGUAUUGUUCCGAAGUACGAAAGCUGCAAUGAGGACAUAGAAAACACAUAUGAUGUGACGAUUACGCACUACAUAACCCAGCAUGACAACGUCAAACAGGUUAUUGCAGCCAACAAAAAGGUAGCAUUGUUCUACGGCGAUGUUGAUUCGGUCUGCAACGCUAUACAUGGCGCUCAAUUUGCAUCAGAACUUGGCCUCAAACUUAUAUCACCACAAUCCAUCUACACCGACCAACAGCAAAAACCGCCAACUAUCGGCUUCAUCACGAAGUACGAAGGUCUGGAUUUUCUGACGGUAAGAGGUGCCGGGCAUUUUGUUGCCUCAUCAGAUGAAAAACCAAAGGAAGCUCUUCAACUGUUCGUGAACUUCCUCCGAGGGACAAACUACAGUACACCGAUUGACUACGUCAGCCCAACAUCACCACCAUCAACAAUUCCCACGCCGUCAUCCUGUCCCACUACCAGUUCCUCUACUACGUCCCCAUCUUUGCAAUACCUCCAGUUACCACUUGUUUUAUUGAGCUUGAUGCCGUUAAUAAAU